Molecule: messenger RNA, 3206 nt
Organism: Crotalus tigris (Tiger rattlesnake)
Lineage: Eukaryota; Metazoa; Chordata; Lepidosauria; Squamata; Viperidae
Gene: TMEM120B
Product: transmembrane protein 120B
Exons: 2
Coding region: 117-797 (226 amino acids)
Biological process (GO): store-operated calcium entry; fat cell differentiation
Cellular component (GO): nuclear inner membrane
Molecular function (GO): store-operated calcium channel activity
Source: RefSeq, a predicted model, not a curated record
UGGCCCGGCCCCGGGGGCGGCGCGGGCGCAGGCGGGCGGCGGGCAGCGGGCAGGCGGAGCAGCAGCGGCGAGCGAGGAGGGGGCGACGGCCCGGCGGGGCUGGCUGGGGGCGCCUGAUGAGCCUCAACGAGCACUCGAUGCAGGCGCUGUCCUGGCGGAAGCUCUACCUCAGCCGGGCCAAGCUCAAAGCCUCCAGCCGCACCUCGGCGCUCCUCUCCGGCUUCGCCAUGGUGGCCAUGGUGGAAGUCCAGCUAGAUGCGGAACAUGACUAUCCUCCAGGACUCUUGAUAGCCUUCAGCGCUUGCACGACCGUCCUGGUGGCCGUCCACCUCUUUGCCUUGAUGAUCAGCACUUGCAUCUUGCCCAACAUUGAGGCCGUCAGCAAUGUCCACAACCUCAACUCGGUCAAGGAGUCGCCCCACGAGCGCAUGCACCGCCACAUUGAGCUGGCUUGGGCCUUCUCCACCGUCAUCGGGACUCUGCUCUUCUUGGCUGAGGUGGUGCUUCUCUGUUGGGUCAAAUUCCACCCGCUGAAGAAGAAGACGGGCCCCGACAUGCAGGCCAGCAACGGCACCAUCACCGCCGGUGAGGCUGCAGCAAUCACCUCCACCACCAUCAUGGUCCCCUUCGGGGUGGUCUUCAUCAUCUUUGCCGUCCACUUUUAUCGUUCGCUGGUGACUCACAAGACGGAUCGUCAGUUCCAGGAGCUGAACGAGCUGGCCGAGUUUGCCCGCUUGCAGGACCAGCUGGACCACAGAGGGGACUCCUUACCAUCUCCCGGCGGCCAUUAUGCCUAGAAAAGUGCCCUUGGGUUGGGAAGAUCAAAGAUGAUGGAGCCAACCAAGUUCUUCUGAACUUUCCGGGCCUGAAUUUGUUUGAGCUGCAAUCUCCGCGUAGGGAGAGAAGUUACAGUAGAAACUGGACGGUGACUUCUUAGGGCUUUUAAGAAGUAAUAAUAAACCAAUAAAAGGCAAAAGAAUUGUUCUUGUCAAAUUGUGGAAUACGAACAUCUAGGAUUCCUGCCUGUCGCCCACCGCUCUCCUGGCCCUUGCUGUGAUCCGGGUUUGUUUCCUUUGAAGUGGUUCAUCAACAGAGAAAAUGCAAAAAAAAUAAAUAAAAAAAUUGACGUUGGGUGGGUGGGGUAAUUAGAGAUCUGAAGGGAAGUAGUUUACCUUGGACUCUUUUGUGUCAAAUAACAGGCUGGCUGGAGUCGUGCACUGCCUGGAGGCAGAAGUUCUUGAGAACAUCCAGGGUCUAAGUUUGGUUUUGUUCACUGAUUGAAGCAAAACAGGCAAGAGAGAGACACUCAGAGCCGCCCCCAGCCACAGGUCAGCCCGUAACCAGCUUCUAAAGAAGCAGAUUUUCCUUUUUAAAAAGAAACCCAAAGCCCUGGUUUCUAGUCCUCAUUGAGGCAGAGAUAGAUUUAAAGACCCAUCUAUUCUGCCUGUUGAAUUUUUUUACAGUUUUGUGGGGAGUGAACACGCAAUCAGGCCUGGGAGAUUUUUUUAUACUCUUCAUUUUUCCUACCACUCCCAGAUUUAAGAGAGUUCAGAAAAGUCAGUGUGUGUUUCCCCAGGGCUUUUGUCAGAAUCUGGUUUCCAUUUUUGCAGAAGAGGGGACAUUUUUUUGCCAGUCUUCCAUAAUUUCUUUUAGGAACAGAAGGCACAAUAACUCUGAAUCUACCAGGGAAAGGCGCACAAAACUCUGGGUUUGUGUGUGCAUGUAUGUGUGCAUAUGUAUCAGGAAAGCAUUAUUGCUCGGCAUGAGUCAUUUAUAUUCCCACCUUGCAGAAUUCUGUUUGAAAGAAAGCUUCUGUGCUAAAACCCUUGCCCAGUGAAGCUGGACAAGGGUCAGAAAAGAGACGGAAGAGCUAUUUGUUCGGUGGGCUUCCUGAUCAUUUAGAAGCAGACGUUCCUCCUGUAUCUAGUGCUGCCUUGACAGAGUUUGCAUUUUGUUUAAAUGACUACUGGAACAUCUCAGAGUGGUUUAACCACUGGUUUACCCUAUCAUUUUUUUAAUCUGGGGUUCUUGAAUGCUGGGCUUAGACAUCUCGGCUGCUAAUCCAAUUCAGAGACACUGGGGUGGUUGACUGUUGGGUUUCCCGCAAAAACGUUGGGCUUUAUCCUCUCUUGAAAAUAAAGAUGGGGGGCUUUUACUUGUUUAGCAGGUCUCUUACUCUAACCCUAACCUACUGCAAAGUCCACGAGAGAGGAGAGACCUGGAAUGUUAUAUCAGAAAUGAAAGAAAACAAGCUUUCUUCUUCAACAGACUGUAAGGACCAAAACAGUAGCUUUGAUAGCCACAAGCUGCCCCCAUUCCGGCAGCCGUUGGGUGUGGGUUAGAGACUUCCUUCCUGAGAAAACAGUGAGAAAAACAGGUUGGGGAGGGGGAGUUGCUGCCUAGGUGGGAUUCGGGGCCAGGAGUUCCAAAAAGACUGGGAAACUGACCGGAGCAAGCUGCUGCCCAUCCCAAAGGGUUUGGUUGUAGUUUAGAGCCAAUGGUUGCACUGAAUUAUUAAUGCAAUGGAGGAAAUCACUGAAUCUCUUCUCUAUCUCAUCCGAUCAGCUGAAUUCGAUUUAAGGUUUUUUGCUGCGUUAAUGUGAAGCAAGGACCUCCGAUGCUCUGCUCACGGCCCAGAGUAGGUGUCUUCUCUGGAAAUGGAGUGGUUCUCUGCAUGCAAAAAUAGGGGCAUGCAAAAAUGGGGUGCACAAGGCUUUGUCUACCCCAGGUGUACUUGGGAACUUCAAUUCCCAGAAUACACCAGCCAGAAAUUCUGGGAGUUGAAGUUCACAAACCUUAAAAGUUACCCAAGCUGGACACAUCUGGUCUAUUCUCUACCCUUAAAAGAAAACAAAAUACUGCAUUUAUUAGAUUUUUUUGGCACUUUGUACAGGACUCCCCAGAGACAUAUUUCCAGUUAUUCAUUUAACUCCCCCCCCCAACAUUUUGGGUAAGAUUUCAGGGUCAUACUUGCUGGAGAGCACAAGGUUGCAAAUUCAAACUCAGGUGUUCCUCAACCAAUCAGGGGGCUCCAAAAGAGAAUAUUUUUAACCCUUAUGUUAACUGAGUGACUGGUAGACAAGGAAAAAACAACUGAUUUUUUUCCUUUGGAAACGGCUAUCAUGUAAAAAUAGUUCUUAAUAAAAAAAACAAGAGUGAAUAUAUAUUUAUCAAUAAGAAUAAAUUAGAGAGAAGUACUGUACUAA